GCAUGAUGCAAAUCAAAAAAAUAACAAAAAGUAGAUAAGGCUAUGAAUCUCGACUUUUCUCGCAAGGGACUUUUUAUUUUCGAUGCAUCCGCACUUAACAAUGGGCUAAGGGGCUGCUCCGAAUCUGCUGAUGAGAUCGAAAGCGCUCUGCCAAAGUUCCUUGAUCAUCCACCGUGUGUCAGGGCUAUUAACCUUUCGAACAAUUCGAUUCAUAAGUUUACGGGUGGAGAAACAUUGAGAACAGUCACAGUCCUAGACCUUUCUUUUAAUUCCUUGUCAGUAUUGCAAAGUGCUAGUUUGCCACCUGCGCUCGUGAAGUUGAACCUUUUCCAUAACCAAUUGACAUGCUUAGACGCGUUGAAUCAGUUUCUACCGUUUCUGGAGGAGCUCAACGCUGGGCAUAAUGCCUUAACAUCAGAUGGAAUAAGAAACCUGCCGAGCACGUUAGUGAACCUUAAUUUGAAGUCGAAUAAGUUAGAGGAUUUGACUUCGUUAUCAACGCUCAAUCGACUAGUAAAGCUUGAUGUAUCCAAAAACAGGCUAACGGCGCCUGGUGAGCUGAGAAUGCUGAUCAACCUACGCGAUUUACGGCAUCUGAGCAUUCAGGAUAAUCCACUUACGCAGGGUCAAUUUGAUGUGCAAAGCAUAAUUAAAAUUGUGGCCCCGUGGCUUUCAAGCCUCGACGGCGUCACGCUUUCACAUGUGAAGAACCACAACAUGCACGGAGAUGCAAGUGGGAAAUUAAGAGAAGAGCAUCCUGCCAUGGGAUCGCCGCAGAAACGAUCUUGCAGUGCGUCAAAAAUGCGUGCAGACCCUUCCAUACCUUCCACUCGCUUGACUGCCGGGCGAAAAGUAUACCCGUCGAUUAAAAAACAGUCUACAAAGGAGUUUUUGGCGGAAACAAAAGUUAAAGAACUUGAGAAAAUGCUAGCUGAUGCCCAAAAAGCGGAACAGCAGGCUUUGAGGCAACGUGAACUUCUUCUCUCCCAGGUAAAAGGGUGCGCAAAGGUUAUUCAAGAUCAAUCGGAGCAGCUCAUGACGUUACGAGAAAUGAUCAGUACGCUAAAGAAAGAAGAAGAGACACUCAAAAAGUCUACUUCCGAGGCUGAACGAGCAUUUGAAAAAGCUCACGUAUCUCUUCUAUCAUGCCGAGUUAGCAACUCAACCCACUCAUGAAUGCAUAGAUAUCACUAAAUUAUAGAGCUUCUUUUAUCUUUUCAGAGAGCAGAUGCUAGAGUUGGCAAGCUGUUCAUUAUUUACUUACGUACUUCCUCACCCCCUCUCUAUUAUGUUUACCUAGAGCUAUAUGGGAAUAUAUAAUUGCUAACUUUUCUCUUUACUAUUAUUUGCAAUCAUAAUCGAUGG
This is a messenger RNA of Phytomonas sp. EM1, 1365 nucleotides long. The record is from the annotation of a GenBank genome assembly. Lineage: Eukaryota; Euglenozoa; Kinetoplastea; Trypanosomatida; Trypanosomatidae.